Triticum dicoccoides is the source of this 755-nucleotide messenger RNA. RefSeq names its product dolichyl-diphosphooligosaccharide--protein glycosyltransferase subunit DAD2-like. NCBI's taxonomy places the organism in Eukaryota, Viridiplantae, Streptophyta, Magnoliopsida, Poales, Poaceae. The coding region runs from base 186 to 530 and encodes 114 amino acids. Gene Ontology annotation, biological process: protein N-linked glycosylation. The record is from RefSeq and is a predicted model, not a curated record. The transcript has 6 exons. Gene Ontology annotation, cellular component: membrane; oligosaccharyltransferase complex.
UCAAGGUUGCAGGGCCGUUCGGGCCCGGAAAUCGGCCCCAUCCACUCUCAUCGGCGCAAUAAACCCACCCCAGGAAAGAAAUCUCAAAGCUGCCGGAGCUCGCAGUUCUCACCUCUGAAUCUGCGCGUCGUCGUCGUCUUCACAGCACAGCUCGAAGCGGAGUUGGGGCUCGCGGGGAAGCAAGGAUGCCGAAGGCUGCGGGGGACGCCAAGCUCCUGGUCCAGUCCCUCACCAAGGCCUACGCCGCCACGCCCACGAAUCUCAAGAUCAUUGACCUGUACGUGGUUUUCGCCGUGGCCACUGCCCUGGUUCAGGUCGUUUACAUGGGAAUAGUUGGGUCAUUCCCCUUCAACUCUUUCCUGUCUGGUGUCCUGUCGUGCAUCGGAACUGCAGUGCUUGGUGUUUGCCUCCGUAUUCAAGUCAACAAGGACAACAAGGAAUUCAAGGAUCUUCCCCCGGAAAGGGCCUUUGCUGAUUUCGUCCUGUGCAAUCUGGUGCUCCACCUGGUGAUCAUGAACUUCCUCGGAUGAGCAAUUGUCAUACAAGCUGUCGAGAUUUUGUAGUGUCCUUAUGACUGAGACUAUCAGCAUGUUAGAUAUUCAUGUGGCAUCAUACACACCUAUGUAAUCCGAGAGUUUCUCUAUGAACUAUAAGAAUUCAGUGGAUUUAGCGUUAACUUUGUGGAACAUGGGAACUUAUUUGAGGGAGUGAAGACAGGGAAAAGUGAUCACUUAAAUAUUAGUAUUGUUCGCUCA